This is a messenger RNA of Aspergillus nidulans FGSC A4, 1446 nucleotides long. It is a transcript of the gene fmqD, whose product is annotated as protein afoF. The coding region runs from base 1 to 1446 and encodes 481 amino acids. Gene Ontology annotation, molecular function: oxidoreductase activity; FAD binding; flavin adenine dinucleotide binding. The record is from RefSeq and is a predicted model, not a curated record. NCBI's taxonomy places the organism in Eukaryota, Fungi, Ascomycota, Eurotiomycetes, Eurotiales, Aspergillaceae. The transcript has 3 exons.
AUGCGGUUUCUGCUUCAGUCAAUAACACUAGUCGCUGCGGCGCGCGCGGCAAGCAUCGACCUCGAAUCUCUUUUCGGCCCAUACGUCUCGCCUGAAACAGAGAUCGCCGAGGUUGGCGACGCGGAUUUUGACGAGGUCGUAUCACCCAGAUGGUCCGAAUGGAGGCCUCCGACCUGGACAGGCGCGAUCAAGCCGCAGACCGAGGAGGAUUUACAGGAGAUUGUCCGCAUCGCCGUCGCGAACAAUGUCAGCUUCAUGGCCACCAGCGGUGGCCACGGCACUAGUCUGAUUUACGGCACCGUCAAAGGGCUUGAUAUCAACCUGGCCAACUUUAACAACGUGGACAUCGAUCUGGAGUCCAACACCGUCACCGUUGGUGCGGGCGCAAAGCUGGGAGAUAUCACUGAGCCGCUCUAUAAAGCGGGCAAGGCCAUCCAGACAGCCCGCGGCAACUCUCCCUGCGUCGGGGUUAUUGGCGCCACUAUCGGCGGCGGAAUUGGGUACGAAACAGGGCUCUUCGGCCUCGGCGUGGACGCACUCGUCUCUGUCCGCAUUAUCACUGCGACGGGCGAGCUGAUCACUGCGAAUGAGACCUGCAAUAGCGAUCUCCUCUGGGCUAUCCGCGGCGCCGGUGCAAACUUCGGCAUCAUCACCGCCGCCACAUUCAAGAUGUUCGACCAGCCGAACAACGGCGACGCCGUGAUCGGCACGUUUGUGUAUAACUCAUCCAAGAGUCUCGGCGUCUUCGAGUACCUCUCUGUCCUCGAUAAUGUCCUCCCUCCUGAACUGGGAGUGCAGCUCUCGAUCGGGUACGACCGCACCAUCAACGAGACCCUCUUGACCGUGGACAUCAAGCACUUCGCCCCCUGGGCCACUUUCGUCGACCACUGGGAGCACGCCGAGGCGCUCGGCCCGAUCAGCCGGAACGUAUCGAACGUCACUCUUGUCGAGCUGUACGCUGGCCUCGACGGACCCUGCCAGACGGGAGCCUACGUCUCCGGCGGUACCGUAGGACUAGGCCGAACAGACGCGGCCACCAUGCAGGAGGUGUUCGACGACAUGACCGCGUUCUACGAGCAGUACCCGGGGUAUCUGGGGCAGAGUCUGUUCCAGCGAUACGCGAACAACAACACGCUCAAAACGCCUGCGCACACGGCCGUGUAUCCCUGGCGCGACACGAAGAUGUUUUGGCUGCACGAGAAUAUAUUCUUGAAUCCGGAACUGGAGGCUCCAACGAACGAGCUGCUGGUCUCACUGCGCGAAAAGCUCCAUGCCACCAGCGGGUUUCCUGCUGACCAGCCACAUAUCUACGUCAAUUAUGCAUUUGGUGAUGAGGGGCCGGAGGCGUGGUGGAGCAAGGAGAAUCUGCCAAAGCUGUCGUAUCUCAAGAGAAAGUGGGAUCCCAAGGGGGUCUUUGGGAAGGGGACACCUAUUCCGAGGUUCUAG